Molecule: messenger RNA, 2403 nt
Organism: Centruroides sculpturatus (bark scorpion)
Lineage: Eukaryota; Metazoa; Arthropoda; Arachnida; Scorpiones; Buthidae
Exons: 2
Coding region: 1-2403 (800 amino acids)
Biological process (GO): regulation of DNA-templated transcription; chromatin remodeling
Cellular component (GO): nucleus
Molecular function (GO): nucleic acid binding; zinc ion binding; ATP-dependent H2AZ histone chaperone activity
Source: RefSeq, a predicted model, not a curated record
AUGCAAAAUUUAGAAAAUGACUUAGUUUUAUCAUCGGAAGAAUCGGAUGAAGAGGAGGAAGAUUUAGAAAUAGAGGAGGAUAGACAAAGGGAAUAUGAGAAGGAAUUAAAACAGAUUGAAAAAUUGGAAAUGUAUAGAAAAAUUAGAUCGGUAAGAAUAGAUGUGAAAGAAAGAGUGGAGAUAAGAAAAUUAGUGCAUGUGUUGAGUGCAAAGUUAGGAAAGGUUGGAGCUAUAGAACAAAUCUGCUUCAGACCAGGAAAUAUAGCGGAGAUAACACUAACAACAAUGGAAGACAAGGAAAUAUUAAUAGGAGAAGAGAUAAUGAUUAAAGAAAAGAAAUGUUUAAUAGAAAGUUUAGAGGCUGAACUGCUAAACAUAACUCUCAAAUAUGUUCCGGGAGAGUAUAACGAAUUUUUGAUUAAGAAAGUCAUGAUGAAUUAUGGAAAGGUAAUAAAAAUAAACCCCAAAUAUCAUCCGGGGGAGCCGAAAAUAAAAAAUGGAACAUUUACAGUGAUAAUAGAAACAAAGAAGAGAGUGCCGAAUUUUAUUGAGAUUUUUGGAAAGCAGAUACAAACUUUCUACCCUGGGAUGAAAGAACAGUGUAGAAAGUGUGGAAGUUUUGAACAUAAAGCAAGGGAAUGUGUAAUAAAAACAUGUCAUAGAUGCGGCGAAAGCACACAUCUAAUAAAAGACUGUAUAAAAUGUCCAAAAUGUUUGAAAGAACAUAAAGGAGAGUGCAGAAAGUUAACUUUCUCAGAAAUUGUAAAAAGAGGAUUUCCAAAAACUGUUAAGAAAAUAAACAGAAAAGAAACAGAUAAGAAACAGGAAAGUGAAAAUAAAGAACAAACGGAAAAUCAGGUGGAGAUCAAAACAGAUACAAAACAACAACAAAAAGAAAAUGAGGAAGAACAACAGGAAGAGGAAAUCAAAACAAUAGAAAAUACAUUAACGAAAUUGGAAGAGAAAAAUGCAGAGGAUAAAAAAGAAGAGAAUAAUGAUGAGGAAGAAGUGCAACAGGAAAUUAUAGAAGAUGAGAAGAAACAGAAAGAGAAGCUACAAGAAAUGACGCAAGAAGAGAGAGAGGAAGGGAUGGAAAUAGAGAGACUAAGUAGUCAGAGUAAUUCUCAGGCUAUCCACGAUGGGUUUGAUUCGUCGUACCGAAGUCCUGAUGCGGCAGCCACCGAUCUGGACGAAUUGAUGGAGGAAAGUGAGGAAACGACAAGGGAGAUGUUUGGAGAGGGAGAAUCUGAAAAGAUACGAAAAUAUUCAUCGAUAAAAUCAAUACGAAUUGUUAGUGAAGAAAGAAUAGAGACAAUGGAACUGAUACAAGUUAUAGAAGAAAAAAUAGGAAGACCAGAAAGUGUAAAACAAGUAUGUUAUCGCCCAAGAGGAAUAGUGGAAGUUGGAAUGUCCAGCGUAGAAGAAAAAGAAAAACUAGUUGGACAAGUAAUAAAGGUGGGAAAUAAAUAUUAUAAUAUUGAAAGUCUAGAAGCGGAUUUAAUUGUAGUUACAAUGCGAUAUGUACCGGUAGAAGUCGAUAGUGAAUUAAUUAGUGAAAUGAUGGGAAAAUUCGGAAAAAUUGUAAAUAUACUUGUAAACAAAUAUCCUAAUACCAAUGUAAGAACGGGUGUCUUUCGAGUGUCCAUUAUUACUAGACGUAGAAUCCCAACCACCAUGGAAAUUUUAGGGAGACGUGUAAUGUUGUAUUAUGUUGGUGCAAAGAAAGAAUGUUAUAGAUGUGGAGAAUUGGAUCAUGAAGCUAGGCAAUGUAUAAUAAAAAAAUGUUAUAGAUGUGGUAGUGGGGAACAUUUGGUGAAAAACUGUGACGCUUGUUAUAACUGUAAAAAAAGACACGAUAAAGGGGAAAGAUGUCCUAUGCCGCUGUUUUCGGAGAUUUGUAGAAAAGGUCCAAGAAAAGUGAGUCUAGAGAGAAGGCGAGAGAGGAGUUUAGACAGAUGGAAAAGGGAAAAGAGUAGAGAAAGAGAUGAGGAGAGAGAUAUAGAGCAGGUUGAGAAAGAAUUGGGUAAAGUAAUAGUUCAAGAGUUAUUGAUAGUGUCAAAGGGAAUAGAAAAAAGCGAGGAGGAGGGAGAAGAAAAUAGUGAUAGAGAAAUUGAGCAGGGGAGAGUACAACAGAUGGUUAAGGAAAUGGAAAAUGAUAAGAGUGAUUUUAGGGAAUCGGAUACAAAGAGAAGUAGGAUAAAAAGGAAAAAUACAAGUAUGAGGACAGAACAAUGUAAAAAGGCGAUAAUAGCCAGAGAACAAAAAAUAGGAGAUAUCGGGGAACAACAAAAAGAACAAAUAGAUAGCUCACAAGAGGAGAUAAAAAAGAAUUAUAUGAUAACUAGGGCGUUAGAAAGAGAAGGAAUAACUAAGAAAACACAGAAAAAGACUGAAAAUGGAUAG